UUAAUGCUUUCUUCUUUAAUCAGUGAUUUCUGCUUUUCUUAAAAGAGCCUCACCUGCCCUAUUAAUCGUGUCUCCAUAUAGAGAAAUAAAUAUGCUAAAUACUAUUUAAAAAGUAGAUGUAGAUGUUGCUCCCUGAGUUUAGAGUAUUAAUUAAAUCUUCAUUGAUUAUUGGGCCAGUUGUUAUUAGACUAUCUUGACUCUUAACUUGAGGGAGAAAUGUAACAUGUUUGCAUUAGAUAGAGUAACAGUGUGCCUCAGUUAGUUUCCUGUAAAAUGGGAAAAACAGUACUUCCCUGGAUUAAGAUAAUGAGAGCUUACAUCAGGAGUCUUCUCUAGCCCUAGCAUUCUCAGGCUCCCCUUCUCAGUUUGGAUAUCCAGUCAAUCCAUCAAGUUUGUGAUAAACCAAAGCUGAGAGAUUUCACCCAGCAAGUUAGUGGUAGACAUGGCAUUAUUAUUCCAGUGCUUGACUCAAGGCUCAUGUUAUCUUUACUUUUCACCACCUACAUUCUCAUCAUAAGAUGUUUAUCUUUUUGUCUUUCAUAGAGUUUGUAAGGCCUUUGUAAUUACAAAAUAGUCAAUUGUUCUUUGUCCAGCUCUGAUUUACCCUUAUUUCUACUUGUCCAGAUGAUGCCUGACCCAAGGGAGACUGAGUGAGCCCAUCAUGCUUUUCCUCUCACUGUGGAUCACAUGAGUACUGAAGAUGCCAUGUGGACUGAGAAUUUUUAAUCCUUUCUUGGUAUUACAAUUUAAGGAAAACUUCUUGCCAGCAAAUCUAUGAUAAAAAAUAUAAGUAACAGAGGAAACUAUAACUGUUAUUUGUCAAGUGACAAGCUUUUAAUGUCAGAAUGGCUCAUGUAAAGCGACUAGUAAAAUUACACCUUAAAAGACAUUACCAUAAAAAGUUCUGGAAGCUUGGUGGAGUAAUUUUUUUCUUUAUAAUAUUUUUGAUUUUAAUGCAAAGAGAAGUAAGUGUUCAAUAUUCCAAAGAGGAGUCAAGGAUGGAAAAAAACAUGAAAAACAAAAACAAGGUGUUAGAUUUAAUGCUAGAAGCUGUAAACAAUAUUAAAGAUGCAAUGCCAAAAAUGCAAAUAGGAGCACCUGUCAGGCAAAACGUUGAUGCUGGUGAGAGACCUUGUUUGCAAGGAUAUUACACAGCAGCAGAAUUGAAACCCGUUCUUGAUCGCCCACCUCAGGAUUCUAAUGCACCUGGUGCUUCUGGUAAAGCAUUCAAGACAACCAAUUUAAGUGUUGAAGAGCAGAAGGAAAAAGAACGUGGAGAAGCAAAACACUGUUUUAAUGCUUUUGCAAGUGACAGGAUUUCUUUACACCGAGAUCUUGGACCAGACACUCGACCUCCUGAAUGUAUUGAACAAAAAUUUAAGCGCUGUCCUCCCCUGCCUACUACUAGUGUCAUAAUAGUUUUUCAUAAUGAAGCGUGGUCCACACUGCUUAGAACUGUCCACAGUGUGCUCUAUUCCUCACCUGCCAUACUGCUGAAGGAAAUCAUUUUGGUGGAUGAUGCUAGUGUAGAUGAGUAUUUACAUGGUAAACUAGAGGAAUAUAUAAAACAAUUUUCUAUAGUAAAAAUAGUCAGACAAAGAGAGAGAAAAGGUCUGAUCACUGCACGGUUGCUAGGAGCAACAGUAGCAACAGCUGAAACGCUCACAUUUUUAGAUGCUCACUGCGAGUGUUUCUAUGGUUGGUUAGAGCCUCUGCUGGCCAGAAUAGCAGAGAACUACACUGCCGUCGUGAGUCCAGAUAUUGCAUCCAUAGAUAUGAACACGUUUGAAUUCAACAAACCUUCUCCUUAUGGAAGUAACCAUAACCGUGGAAAUUUUGACUGGAGCCUUUCAUUUGGCUGGGAAUCACUUCCUGAUCAUGAGAAGCAAAGAAGGAAAGAUGAAACCUACCCAAUUAAAACACCCACUUUUGCAGGAGGCCUUUUUUCCAUAUCAAAAGAGUAUUUUGAAUAUAUUGGAACUUACGAUGAAGAAAUGGAAAUCUGGGGAGGUGAAAAUAUAGAAAUGUCUUUCAGAGUAUGGCAAUGUGGUGGGCAGUUGGAGAUUAUGCCUUGCUCUGUUGUUGGACAUGUUUUUCGCAGCAAAAGCCCUCAUUCCUUUCCAAAAGGCACUCAGGUGAUUGCUCGCAACCAAGUUCGCCUUGCAGAAGUCUGGAUGGAUGAAUACAAGGAAAUAUUUUAUAGGAGAAACACAGAUGCAGCAAAAAUUGUUAAACAAAAAUCAUUUGGUGAUCUUUCAAAAAGAUUUGAAAUAAAGCACCGCCUUCAAUGUAAAAAUUUUACAUGGUAUCUGAACAAUAUUUAUCCAGAAGUAUAUGUGCCAGACCUUAAUCCUGUUAUAUCUGGAUAUAUUAAAAGCUUUGGUCAGCCUCUAUGUCUGGAUGUUGGAGAAAAUAAUCAAGGAGGCAAACCAUUAAUUUUGUAUACGUGUCACGGACUUGGGGGAAACCAGUACUUUGAAUACUCUGCUCAACAUGAAAUUCGGCAUAACAUCCAGAAGGAAUUAUGUCUUCAUGCUGCUCAAGGUCUCGUUCAGCUGAAGGCAUGUACCUACAAAGGUCACAAGACAGUUGCCACUGGAGAACAGAUAUGGGAGAUCCAGAAGGAUCAACUUCUAUAUAAUCCAUUCCUAAAAAUGUGCCUUUCAGCAAAUGGAGAACAUCCAAGCUUAGUGUCAUGCAAUCCAUCAGAUCCACUCCAAAAAUGGAUUUUUAGCCAAAAUGAUUAAGUGUUCCUUAAAAUUAAGGAGUUGAAAAAGGAGAUAUUCUUUCUGAUAAAACUGUGACUAGGCAUACACUGUAGUUUUUGAAAAUUAUGCAAAAGCAGCUAAUUAUAACUUAUUCCAAGUGCAUUUUUCUUAUUUAUAUCUUAAAAUGUCUAUGUAGCACUGCUACAGAAAUCCCUUAAGUUUCCGUUUCAAAGCACAAUAGCUAAUAAUACCAAAGACUAUUUUGAAAUAUCCAGAUGUAGGGGAAGAGAUGUUUACAGUAUGAUGAAAGUAAUUUUCCAAAUAAACUGAUAUUUGUGUGUUUUGUACACUUGAGGAUAUGCAUAGCUACCUUCACACACUGAUGAUUUAAAAUAUUUCUUCUAGUUUUUUGGGGGGUGGGAGAAAGAUUUGAUACUGUAUUUUUUUAACUACAUAGAAAUGGAUCAAUGAAGGUCAAACAUUGGCUUUUGUGCACAAACCAGGAAAUUUUUAUAGAUCUAGAAUUUAUUAUAUAAAAAUACAGGUAAACUUAUUUUGCCUUAUGUUUCCUUAAACAUGAAAUUAAAUGAAUAAGGAGAAGAAUAUUUUUAACAUUUCACUUUCUUGGCAAAUUUUACAAUAUUUUUUAGUCUGAAGCCCACUUGACCUGAAGCACUUAAGUCUUCCUUAAAAGACAUUUCUUAAAUAACUAUACUGUGUGUUUUCCCAAAGCAAUUAAAAAACAAUUUAUAAGUUACUGUCUAUUGAAAAGUUGUCCUUUUCCUUUCUCCUAGUCUUUUUUCUUGUCAAAAUUCACCAAUCUUGAAUGUUUGUGAAAUUGAAUUUCAAAUGCAGAAUACCUGACUCAUUUAAAGCUAAAUUUUAUAUGUUACUGUUUCAGUUAUAGAUUGUCUUGGUAAUGAAUUUUUUCUCAUCAAAAAAAUAUUUCUUAUUUCUAUCUAUUUGGAAAACACAAUAAAACAAAUCCUUUUCACUAUUGGAAUUAAGAUUUUUUCUUUUUUGGAUAAAAUAUAUAAUUGAUAAUAGGUGGGGGAAGCAUGAAUUUUGUACACUGACUUUCUAAGCACCGAUUGUAGAGCCGUCAGAUGUUUCUUAAGGACAAUUCAAACAUUUGAUAGUAAUGACAUAAAAAAUGGGGACUGGAGAAGAGUCUAUGUUAGAUAUUUAGAAAAUUUUGUACUAAUUUCUGAUAACUUUCCUUGACAUAUGAUAGGGUAAUUUUUUAAAGAUGUGUCGCUUACUUAGGAGAUUUAACACUUUUUUCUUUUUGGUCAUUUUAUAUAUAGAUCUCUUGUAUUCUUAUUUAAAAAGUAAAGUAUAUUGGCUUUUUACUUUAAGCUGGGAGAGCCUCAAUUGUAAAAAAGAAAAUAUUUUUUAAUUAUUGGCCCCAUCUUCUCGUUGUUUGUAACUUUGAACUUGCAUUAAAACGAAACUGCAUUCUUUAAUUUAUUACAAUGCCAAUUUUUAUUUCAAUUCAACUAACAUUUAUUGUGUUUUUAACUUUGUGCCAGGAGUUAUGGUAAGCAGAGUAAGACUUAUAUUGCCUUUGAGCUGAGGUCUAAUGGAGUAGAAAGAUAAAUAAUUUUAAAAUAGCAUAGUGAGUGACAUUAUGAUGUUAUAUUUUAUGAUGCAGAUGACAGCUCAUUAUUCAUAUUUAAUACUUCUUUAAUAAGUAAAGAUAUUUCUUUAUUACUAUAGCUGAUACUAGUAUGUAUUGUGAAAGAUACACUAGUGCCCACUUACAUGUACAAUUUCUGUUUUCUCAAUUUGUUACUCUAGAGUGAACAUCCGGGAAUAAAUACUGCUCUUAGAGUUUGUCAUACCUCACAAAAUAAAACAAAUU
Diceros bicornis minor is the source of this 4572-nucleotide messenger RNA. RefSeq names its product polypeptide N-acetylgalactosaminyltransferase 3 (gene GALNT3). Gene Ontology annotation, cellular component: Golgi apparatus. The coding region runs from base 846 to 2747 and encodes 633 amino acids. NCBI's taxonomy places the organism in Eukaryota, Metazoa, Chordata, Mammalia, Perissodactyla, Rhinocerotidae. The transcript is spliced from 11 exons. The record is from RefSeq and is a predicted model, not a curated record.